GUAGCACAUUAUUGAGGGUAAUUUCCUACAGAGAAUUCGGUCGUUUGCUGUUAUCAUCUAUGCCAAUCAUUUAUGUUCUGAUCUCACCUGCUGAUACUGCUUCCCAAUUUCAAAAUGGCAGGACCAUCCAAAGGCGCAACCUCCUCGACCGGUGAAGCGCCCCCACAGGCCUCUCCGGUAAAGCACUGGCACUGGUGGUUGAUGGUGAUACUGAACAUGUUCUUCCUUAUCGCUGGCCAGACCGCGUCGACGCUCCUAGGGAGAUUCUACUACAACCAAGGCGGCAACAGCAAGUGGAUGUCAACAUUCAUUCAGACUGCCGGUUUCCCGGUGCUGCUUAUUGCCCGAGUUCUUUUCCGCUCAAGGUCGGAAGCGGCUACCAGUAGCCCGGAAGCUUCGACCGCCAAGAUCACUCUGAUCUACAUUGUCCUGGGGCUCAUCAUUGCUGCGGACGACCUGAUGUAUUCCUACGGUCUGCUGUAUCUCCCCGUCUCGACUUACUCGCUCAUCUGUGCUAGCCAGCUGGCCUUCAAUGCUGUCUUCUCGUACGUUCUCAACGCUCAGAAGUUCACCCCCAUGAUAUUCAACUCGGUGACCCUCCUCACAUUUUCCGCUGCGCUCCUUGGAGUGGACGAGGAUUCUGAGGGCUCUGGUGGUGUCUCGCAAGGGAACCAUGUACUGGGUUUCGUGUUGACGCUGGGAGCAUCGGCCACAUACUCGCUGAUUCUCUCCCUCAUGCAAGUUACAUUCGAGAAGGUUAUCAAGAGGGAGACCUUCUCCGUCGUGCUGAACAUGCAGAUUUAUACGGCGCUUGUGGCCACACUGGCUUCUCUUGUAGGGUUGUUUGCAAGUGGUGAGUGGAAGACUCUGGAGGGAGAGAUGCACACGUUCAGCUCAGGGAAGGUGUCCUACGUAAUGACACUGCUAUGGACUGCUAUAUCAUGGCAGAUAGCUUCCGUUGGAGUGGUGGGAUUGAUCUUUGUGGUUUCGUCGCUCUUUUCAAAUGUGAUCAGCACCCUAGCUCUGCCCAUCAUUCCUGUUUUCGCGGUGAUUUUCUUUCAUGACAAAAUGGAUGGAAUAAAGAUUAUAGCUAUGCUGAUGGCCAUCUGGGGAUUUAUUUCGUAUGGCUACCAGUUAUAUGUUGAUGACAAGAAGUCUAGGAAGACUUCAGCCAGUGCAGAGGAGAGUUCCUAAUCGCCCGGGUACAUUGUUUCAAGACUGAUGCUCUUACCAAUUUAAUUCCUUGGUACUGAGUGAGGUUAUUUAAUAGGGUUUGUAGUUAGUUCAUCAAAGAAAUACCAUUUUGCACCAUUUUUCUAGGUAUAGAAUUUUAUCUAUUUCUUCUUUUUUCCCUAUGUAACGAUGUAUCAUCAUGGAAAAAAGGCAAAAAUAUUAUAGACAUGCUUUCUGAACUAUGCAUGGUCCAAUAAACAGUUGCUACCCUUUAAGAUCC
Molecule: messenger RNA, 1453 nt
Organism: Lolium rigidum
Lineage: Eukaryota; Viridiplantae; Streptophyta; Magnoliopsida; Poales; Poaceae
Product: probable purine permease 11
Exons: 1
Coding region: 115-1194 (359 amino acids)
Cellular component (GO): membrane
Molecular function (GO): purine nucleoside transmembrane transporter activity
Source: RefSeq, a predicted model, not a curated record